Messenger RNA from Parnassius mnemosyne (clouded apollo), 747 nucleotides. The record is from the annotation of a GenBank genome assembly. NCBI's taxonomy places the organism in Eukaryota, Metazoa, Arthropoda, Insecta, Lepidoptera, Papilionidae.
AUGCGUUUAAUUGCUCCUACUAAAAUCAACCAAAAAGUAGGAGAUGAUGCGCUAUUAGAUUUGAUUGUUUUAGAUAUGCAGCCACUACAAAUAGUUGAAAACGAAGGUUUUAAAAAGUAUUCGCUAAGAUUAAAUCCGGAUUAUGUGUUGCCAUCACGAAAAAAGUUGACCCAAAUGCUGGAAGAUAAAUACAAAAUAUGCCGUUCAGAAGUUAUUGGCAAAUUACAAAGUGUGGAACAUAUAGCUCUGACAACUGAUAUAUGGAGUUCAGACAGUCAAAAGAGCUUCAUAUGUGUAACUGCACAUUUUAUAAAUAAUUCAAAACUGCACUCUAUGGUAGUGUCGACGACUGAGCUCUCCCAACAUCACACUGCAUUAAAUAUUGCAAAUGCAUUGCGGACUACAUUAACAGAGUGGGAGAUAUACGAUAAAGUAGUUACGAUUGUAACUGAUAAUGCUUCGAGCAUGAAAAAAGCAGUCAAGGAUUAUUUACAAAAAAGGAACCAUUUCUGUGUCGCACACACACUAAAUCUUGCCGUUAAAGACUGCAUUAGCAAAGAUAGUGAGAGUGAGACGGACCAUAAUAGACAUUUAAAAAAUGCUGCAGUGCUGGAUAUUGUUUCAAAAAGUCGUGCAAUAGUAACCCACUUUAAACAGAGUAUUAAAUCAUCUAAUACACUUAGAGACAUGCAGAGCCAAAUGAACUUAGAGAUAAUUAAACUAAAACAAGACGUACAAACAAGGUGA